AUGUCCGCAUCGUCAAGCUCCGCCCCUUCGGAGGCGCCAGCCAACACGACUGGCGUGAGCUCAUCCAGACAUUCGUGUCUUUUUUUGGACUUUUUGAUGUCAAUUAAGCCGAAAGAUCGACAACGGAUGCUCCAGAAACCGUCUUGCUCAUUCUUCAUCUACCGUAUGCUUCCGGCGAUUGCUCAGCAAGUCACGAUUCAGCUCAUUUGGAAAGGCAGUUUUCCAAAAGCCGACGAUGUGGAAUUGACAAAAUCGAUUGAGGAACAAGUCGAGCUGCUCCUGAAACUGGGAAUUGCUCAUAAGGCAACAGAUGGAAAAUUGACAAUUGAUAACGACUACAAACGAUCGUAUAUGUACGCGGCGAUGCUCGGCGCGGCGAGCAUUUCGAGCCUCGUUUUGGAGACGAACGACGAGAAACGACGUGGAAAAGAUGUCGAAAAAAAGGCGGUCGAGAGAUGGGACUGCAUUUUGAGAUAUCUCGCUCUCCCGUCCGAAGAGAACACCGAAGCCGUCUCAGACACCACCAAGGACCUAUUCCGAAAAGCCAACUUCACCAGCGGCGAGUCUCGAAUCGAAAUCACCACAUUUGGUUUCCAAUUUCUAUUGCUCAGCCCAGUGAAACAAAUGUGGACGUACGUCAUAGAAUACCUGAAAUUGGAGAUCUCCAAAGGAAACGACAUCGUUGAAGUCAUCGAACCACUCAUUCAAAUUGUGCUCCUAGCCAAUAGAGGAUUCAAAGCGGAAAAAGAGUGUUAUCAGAUUGAUGAGCAAUGGACACAACCGCAACACGACCUUCUGAAUCAUCUAAGAGAAUUGGGGGUCAUUUUCAUUCGGAAACGAAAAGACGGUGUCUUUUUCUUGACACACCUUCUAACCCAUUUGGCAACCAACGAGACUAUUGACGACACGUCAUCUGAGAAGGCGUCGAAUGGAAAAGUGAUUGUGGAGACGAAUUUCAGGGUUUACGCGUAUACGUCGUCGCUUUUGCAGCUGGCGAUUAUCGCGCUUUUCACGGAAAUGACGUAUAGAUUCACGGACAUGUCCGUCGGCAUGAUCACCCGCGAAUCGGUCCGUGGAGCCCUUCAACACGGCAUCACCGCCGCCCAAAUCAUCUCAUUCCUCCGUGCCAACGCCCAUCCACAGUGUGUCGCCACAUCGGGGCCCGUCAAUUGUUUGCCGAUUACGGUCGCCGAUCAAAUCCGCUUGUGGGAAGACGAACGUCGUCGUAUGGACCUGAAGGACGCCUACAUCUAUUCGCACUUUGAAUCCGACGACGAGUAUCACGGCGUCGUCAGAUACGCUCAAGAGCGUGGAAUUCUGCUCUGGGCGAAUCCCCAACAGAAGUUGGUCAUUGUGAAUGAGGAGGGACAUGAAGCCGUUCGACAGUGGUACAAGAGAAGCAAAGGAGCCAGUGGAGAUUCUGGAGGACCAUCAACGUCUUCUGCAUAA
Caenorhabditis briggsae is the source of this 1449-nucleotide messenger RNA. The record is from RefSeq and is a predicted model, not a curated record. Gene Ontology annotation, cellular component: transcription factor TFIIH core complex; transcription factor TFIIH holo complex. Bases 1 to 1449 code for a protein of 482 amino acids. Lineage: Eukaryota; Metazoa; Nematoda; Chromadorea; Rhabditida; Rhabditidae. Gene Ontology annotation, molecular function: ATPase activator activity; double-stranded DNA binding. Gene Ontology annotation, biological process: nucleotide-excision repair. The transcript is spliced from 8 exons.